AUGAUGAAGAGAAAACCCAACCAACAUCAACCCCCAAACAGGAGAGGAAGGGUCAGUGCUAGUGCCGGUGGGCAAAUUGACUCACCGGACAACAAUACCAUGACUGACUCCGAGACAGUUCCACUCCCUCCAUCACAAAAGAGGCACCUGACCAUGAUGCAGCAUGGCGACAACCUCCUCAAGUUUCUAAACGAGGACCGAACGAAGCAAAGGUUCUGCGACGUCUCCGUCAGUGUGGGCGGGAAGUGCUACAGCGCCCACAAAGCCAUGUUGGCGCACGGUAGCAGCUACUUCCACGCCGAGCUGACCAAAAACCCGAACGCCGACCACGUGAUUCUCGACCACGUGGAGGAUUCCGUGUUCCAACACUUACUGCGCCUCCUUUACACGGCCGAGUGUGUCAUCUCCGAGAGCGAGGUCCCUGCCCUGACUGAAGCGGCCGGCUUCCUGGACAUGAUGGAUGUAGUGAAGCUCCUGGCAGGAGAGGGGGAUGUCCGGCCAGCGCUUGCUCGAGUGGAGGUUAAGUCCGUGGGGGAACCAAGCGCAGGGAAGGCCUCUAAAGCUUCUGACCUUCCAUCGGACUGUGUCGGGGUCCAAAGCCCAGUCCAGGCUGGUGCCCACCAUUGUUCGUUCUGCAGCCGUACAUUUUGCUACAAGAAGUCUAUGGAGAACCAUUUAACCAGGAAUCACAGUAGCAGCACCGAGGGAGAUGCCAGAGAAAAGGUGGUCACUCAAGAGAUUACUACCACGGUAACCACGAACCGGAGGUCUGCCCGCAGGAGGAAGGUUCCCGCCAAAUUGGAGAGAGGUGACGCGGACAGCGCCGUCGCAACAGAGGGGAAGCUACAUCACGACCCCGCUAGUAGAGACCCAACCACCACAGAGGAAGACGACGAGGAGGAGGAGGAAGAAGAAGAAGAAGGGAGAAAACCAAAGCACAAAUCCGACACAGGAGACGCACUCACCCCAACCGAGGGGGAGGAGGCGGAAGAGGAGAGGGAGGAGGAUGAGGAGGAGAUGGUGGUGGAACGUAAGAGUGCGUUAGUACGGGGAGCAAGAGAGAGCGGUGAGAGUUCAGAGGUGGAGACAACAGAACACCAGACAGUCAAUGAGGUGGAGGUGUAUAGUCAGGCUGCAGAUGGCUCUAACUAUGGACCAGUGUACCCAGAGGGACUGGCUCCUGUCAUCAUCCAGAGCGUCAGCAAGAAGACGCUCAAGUGCCCCAAGUGUGACAAGACCUUUGACCGCACAGGUAUGUACUCUCCUUAGAGAGUUUAUUUAAAUGUAUUGUACUGAUUGUAUACAUUGUAUUUAUUCACAAGGGCAGUUGUUUCAACAACAGAUUAAUUACAUAACAUCAACAACAACAUAAUAAUUAUAUACUAAACAAAAAUAAUAAUAAUAUAUUAAACAAUUAAUACAUAACCAACAUUUAACCAACCACAAGUGCUGUUGUUUUGUCCUCGUCUCUUAGCAACUGAGUAGGAGUAGUAGUCUUAAUUUAUUUGACUGCCAAUCAAGUGAAUCAAUGGAGUUUUCAAAGAGCAGAAGCCCUGAAGGACUGCAGUCAAAGAUUUUUUAUAACUAAACCAAGAUAGAUCACAGCGUGUCAUUUCCAAUGGGAACAAAUGAGCCAUAGUGGGCAGAACAGGCAAGGAGGGGGGCAGAGCCAAGCACGAACUAGUGAGAUCCUAUUGGAGUGUUCUAGCGUCAUCUGCAUAUUUCCGUUAGGGAACGCCUACUCUGUGAAGUGCGCGUGUGCAGUAACUCAAUUCACCCUUUGCACUCCGUGAUUUUUUAAAACCUUUUGCAAAGGGUAAAGUUAAAAAAUCUUAGCCCACUCUAUUCAUAACAGAUUCUAGUUUUGGUAACAAAAAACUGUAUUGAGAUCAAAUGUUUCAUCGAUGAGAAAAUGUGCAGAAUGUCGGCCAAAAUCCAUCUCGUUCCAUCUUCUCCCACUGCCCGCCAGUGGGCUUCCUCCAUACACCAAGCUGAUGCUUCACAUUUAAACAUCCAGUGAAAUAUCUGUCUCAUUGUUCUAUCUGUGCUGCAGUUGUGCACCACUUAUCUGUCUUAUGAGCCUGGCCAUACCAUGCACCAAAUACUAUAUUAUAAAUCAGAAUAAUAUUAUGUUUUGCUGUUUUUCUCUGUAUUUUCCAUAGGGAAGUAUGAGAGUCACACCAGGGUGCAUACAGGAGAGAAGCCCUUCCAGUGUGACGUGUGUCUACAGUGUUACUCCACCAAGUCGAACCUCACCGUGCACAAGAAGAAGCAUGCCAGUGACGCCCCCUUCCAGAAGAAAGACCACAAGUGCUCCUUCUGCAACAAGCUGCACGCCAGCAAAAAGACCCUGGCCAAACACGUCAGAAGGUGAACCUUUGUGUCUGUCCCAUCAUCCUCUGUUCACCAGGGUUGGGGGUCAGUUCCAUUUCAAUUGAGCCAAUUCAGGAAGGAAACAGAAAUUCAUAUUCUAAUAGAGAAGCUUUGAGGAACAUUUGAAUUGGAAUAGGAAUUUCAGUUUACUUCCUGAAUUGACUGAAUUGAAAUGGAUUUGACCCCCAACCCUGAUAUUCACAUUACACUCUUAUACAUAUUCUAUAUUUUGGUUAUUAUAAAUCCCUAACAAUUGCGCUUUUAGGAAAAGAGUCACUCUAAAUUCAAAUGGUUGUAAAUUAAAAUCAUGUUCUCAUGAAUAAAAAUAUGAGGUUAUUUAUUUAGUGGUUGGAUUGAAACCUUAACAGCCCUUCUAAACUAGGAGCUGGUUUCCCAGACCCAGAUUAAGCCUAGUCCUGGAUUAACAAUCAUUCUCAAUAGAGAAUCUUUAUUCAAAGUGCGUUUUAGUCUUUUACUAGGCUUAAUCUGGGUCAAGGAAACCAUUGCUAGAUGAGUUAAAGCUUGUUUGUAGUCUUUCAGGGUAAAGGGGUCUCUGGGUAGUAGUAAUCUGACUUAAUCAUUAUAUACCCUGAUCUAGAUGUUAUUAGCAAUUCUAUAAUGGUGAUUCUUUAAUUGCCCUUCAGGGAUAAACAGAGUUUAUUUUAUUUAAUUAAAUGGUUUACGCUGUAGUCCACCAUUCGUGUCCUUUUCUUACUUAGUUCUAUGUAGUGUACUUAAAGUUAAAAUAAUGAGCUUUGCCACCUUGUGGACACGUGUCACAGUGCAGUUCAGUGUCAAAGGGAUCCAGACAGGUCAAUGCACAGUUGUACUGUAUGUUUAUAUUGAGACUCUGGUCCCCAAGGAGUGAAAAGGAAUGAAUAAUGAAGUCAAGUGUGUACUACCUAUGUGUUACCACUGUGCUUUCAGGUUCCACCCGGACCACAUUCAAGAGUUCCUGGCCAUGAGGAAGAAGAAGAACGAGGGAUGGAAGUGUGAUGUAAGCUUUGACUUGUUUUAUUUUAUGAAACACAAUCCAAAAAAGAAAAUUGUCAGAUAACGGACACAGUAUAGAAAAGGAGGUAAAGAGCAAAAUGCUAGCCCCAAGAUUCAGACUACAAUCAUAUUUUGAAGGGAUCACUUCCCUUGAGCCCUUAUAAUAUGAAUGUCUCUUGCUGAUCAAUAUCAACACUUUGAGCCUAAGAAGUUUGGUUUUAACAUUUUGCAUUUUUGUCAUUUAGCAGACGCUCUUAUCCAGAGCGACUUGCAUACAUUUUUUGUACUGGUCCCCCGUGGCAAUCAAACCCACAACCCUGUUGUUGCAAGCGCCAUGCUCUACCAACUGAGCCACAUGGUAGUUUCACAACCUUUAUCUUAUCAAGUUCAAGUGUCAAGUCUAUUAUGACAUCAUUACAUAGCCAUAUGAAAUUAAAUGUAUUUUAGAAGUUGAGUUGAGGCAAGGACCACUCUAAAAUAUAUACAGUGCCUUCGGAAAGUAUUCAGACCCCUUAACCUUUUCCACAUGUUGUUACGUUGCAGCCUUAUUCUAAAAUGGAUUCAAUAGUUUUGUUUCCUCUCAUCAAUCUACACACAAUACCCCAUAAUGACAGAGCAAAAACAGAUUUUUAGAAAUUUCAGCUAAUUUAUUAGAAAUAAAAAACAGAAAUAUCACCUUUACAUAACUAUUCAGACCCUUUACUCAGUACUUUGUUAAAGCACCUUUGGCAGCGAGUCUUCUUAAGUAUGACGCUACAAGCUUGGCUCACCAGUAUUUGGGGAGUUUCUCCCAUUCUUCUCUGCAGAUCCUCUCAAGCUCUGUCAGGUUGGGUGGGGAGCGUCGCUGCACAGCUAUUUUCAGGUCUCUCCAGAGAUGUUCGAUCGGGUUUAAGUCCAGGCUCUGGCUGGUCCUCUCAAGGACAUUCAGAGACUUGUCCCGAAGCCACUCCUGCAUUGUCUUGGCUGUGUGCUUAGGGUCGUUGUCCUGUUGGAAGGUGAACCUUCACCCCAGUCUGAGGUCCUGAGCGCUCUGGAGCAGGUUUUCAUCAAGGAUCUCUCUGUACUUUGCUCCGUUCAUCUUUGCCUCGAUCCUGACUAGUCUCCCAGUCCCUACCGCUGAAAAACAUGAUGCUGCCACCACCAUGCUUCACCGUAGGGAUGGUGCCAGGUUUCCUCCAGACGUGACACAUGGCAUUCAGGCCAAAGAGUUCAAUCUUGGUUUCAUCAGACCAGAGAAUCUUGUUUCUCAUGGUCUGAGAGUCUUUAGGUGCCUUUUGGCAAACUCCAAGCGGGCUGUCUUGUGCCUUUUACUGAGGAGUGGCUUCCGUCUGGCCACUCUACCAUAAAGGCCUGAUUGGUGGAGUGCUGCAGAGAUGGUUGUCCUUCUGGAAGGUUCUCCCAUCUCCACAGAGGAACUCUAGACCAUCGGGUUCCUGGUCACCUCCCUGACCAAGUUCCUUCUCCCCCGAUUGCUCAGUUUUGCAGGGUGUUCUUGGGGACCUUUAAUGCUGCAGAAUUAUUUUGGUACCCUUCCCCAGAUCUGUGCCUCGACACAAUCCUGUCUCGGAGCUCUACGGACAAUCUUCAACCUCAUGGCUUGGUUUUUGCUCUGACAUGCACUGUCAACUGUGGGACCUUGUAUAGACAGGUGUGUGCCUUUCCAAAUCAUGUCCAAUCAAUUGAAUUUACCACAGAUGGACUCCAAUCAAGUUGUACAAACAUCUCAAGGAUGAUCAAUGAAAACAGGAUGUACCUGAGCUCAAUUUUGAGUCUCAUAGCAAAAGGUCUGAAUAGUUAUGUAAAUAAUGUUUUUCUGUUUUGUAUUUUCUUUUAUAAAUUUGCAAACAUUUCUAAAAACCUGUUUUAGCUUUGUCAUUAUGGGGUAUCGUGUGUUGAUUGCUGAGGAUUAUUUUUUAUUUAAUCCCUUUUAGAAUAAGGCUGUAACGUAACAAAAUGUGGAAAAAGUCUAGGGGUCUGAAUACUUUCUGAAGGCACUGUACCUACAGAUGCAAUGCAGUAAAUGGAAAACUUGUAGUGUAUAUGAGGUUUAAAAAUACUUUCCACUUAGAAAUGUCAGACUUGAAAUGUAUCAACCCCUACAAAAAUUGUCCUUUAAUUAUAAUCCUCAUAAUAAUUCACAUGUCCUGUUGUUGCAGGACUAUUUUCCUGCUGUAGCAAACUGGCUCAAAUUAAGAUCCUACAUCUGUACACGUCACAUAAUAUUCACAGAAUACAUAUUCCACAGAAUAAUACAUUUUCACGUUCACUGCAAGUACAGUCAGUGUAUUCUCGUAUCCUCACCUGCUCUCUCUCUGAUAUUCCGGGUUCAGAUCUGCCACAAGUCUUUCACACGUAGGCCUCAUCUGGAGGAGCACAUGAUUCUACACACGCAAGACCGACCCUUCAAAUGUGCCUUCUGUGACGACUACUUCAAGUCCAGGUUUGCCCGCUUGAAGCAUCAAGAAAAGUAUCAUUUAGGUAAUGAACGGGAAAUUUCAUUUGAUUGCUUUAUCCAACAUAUUUAAAUAAUAGAUCAAUGUAUUGUACCUCUUGACUUGAGGCGUACAUAUAUAUUGCAUUAUGAUGAGUCCAUAAUGCUUUAUUGGCCUUGUCAUAAGUAUGAAUUAACUGCUUAUAAUGUGUUAGGAUAGUGAUGAAUCGGUUAUUAUCUGUCAUUUGAGCUAGUUGAAAGGCGAGACAUAUUAUAAGUUAUCAUGGUUAUAACAAGUAAUAAUACGUUAUAACUAUAUGCCCUAAGUAAAGUGUUACUGUUAUAUCCCCUUGGAUUGAUGAGGAAUUGAAAAAAUUGUAUGGUUGAGAGGGAUGAGGCAAAAGGUAUGGCAUACAGUGGCUUGCGAAAGUAUUCACCCCCCCUUGGCAUUUUUCCUAUUUUGUUGCCUUACAACCUGGAAUUAAAAUUGAUUUUGGGGGGGUUUGUAUCAUUUGAUUUACACAAAAUGCCUACCACUUUGAAGAUGCAAAAUAUGUUUUCUCGUGAAACAAACAAGAAAUAAGACAAAUAAACAGAAGACUUGAGCGUGCAUAACUGUUCACCCCCCAAAGUCAAUACUUUGUAGAGCCACCUUUUGCAGCAAUUACAGCUGCAAGUCUCUUCGGGUAUGUCUCUAUAAGCGUGGCACAUCUAGCCACUGGGAUUUUUGCCCAUUCUUCAAGGCAGAACUGCUCCAGCUCCUUCAAGUUGGAUGGGUUCCGCUGGUGUACAGCAAUCUUUAAGUCAUACCACAGAUUCUCAAUUGGAUUGAGGUCUGGGCUUUGACUAGGCCAUUCCAAGACGUUUAAAUGUUUCCCCUUAAACCACUCAAGUGUUGCUUUAGCAGUAUGCUUAGGGUCAUUGUCCUGCUGGAAGGUGAACCUCCAUCCCAGUCUCAACUCUCUGGAAGACUGAAACAGGUUUCCCUCAAGAAUUUCCCUGUAUUUAGCGCCAUCCUUCAAUUCUGACCAGUUUCUCAGUCCCUGCCGAUGAAUGGUAUUCUCGGGGUGAUGAGAGGUGUUGGGUUUGCGCCAGACAUAGCGUUUUCCUUGAUGGCCAAAAAGCUCAAUUUUAAUCUCAUCUGACCAGAGUACCUUCUUCCAUAUGUUUGGGGAGUCUCCCACAUGCCUUUUGGCGAACACCAAAUGUGUUUGCUUAUCUUUUUCUUUAAGCAAUGGCUUUUUUCUGGCCACUCUUCUGUAAAGCCCAGCUCUGUGGAGUGUACGGCUUAAAGUGGUCCUAUGGACAGAUACUCCAAUCUCCGCUGUGGAGCUUUGCAGCUCCUUCAGGGUUAUCUUUGGUCUCUUUGUUGCCUCUGAUUAAUGCGCUCCUUGCCUGGUCCGUGAGUUUUGGUGGGCUGCCCUCUCUUGGCAGGUUUGUUGUGGUGCCAUAUUCUUUCCAUUUUUUAAUAAUGGAUUUAAUGGUGCUCCGUGGGAUGUUCAAAGUUUCGGAUAUUUUUUUAUAACCCAACCCUGAUCUGUACUUCUCCACAACUUUGUCCCUGACCUGUUUGGGGAGCUCCUUGGUCUUCAUGGUGCCGCUUGCUUGGUGGUGCCCCUUGCUUAGUGGUGUUGCAGACUCUGGGGCCUUUCAGAACAGGUGUAUACAGUGGGGAAAAAAAGUAUUUAGUCAGCCACCAAUUGUGCAAGUUCUCCCACUUAAAAAGAUGAGAGAGGCCUGUAAUUUUCAUCAUAGGUACACGUCAACUAUGACAGACAAAAUGAGAAAAAAAAAUCCAGAAAAUCACAUUGUAGGAUUUUUAAUUAAUUUAUUGGCAUUUGAUGGUGGAAAAUAAGUAUUUGGUCAAUAACAAAAGUUUCUCAAUACUUUGUUAUAUACCCUUUGUUGGCAAUGACACAGGUCAAACGUUUUCUGUAAGUCUUCACAAGGUUUUCACACACUGUUGCUGGUAUUUUGGCCAAUUCCUCCAUGCAGAUCUCCUCUAGAGCAGUGAUGUUUUGGGGCUGUCGCUGGGCAACACAGACUUUCAACUCCCUCCAAAGAUUUUCUAUGGGGUUGAGAUCUGGAGACUGGCUAGGCCACUCCAGGACCUUGAAAUGCUUCUUACGAAGCCACUCCUUCGUUGCCCGGGCGGUGUGUUUGGAAUCAUUGUCAUGCUGAAAGACCCAGCCACGUUUCAUCUUCAAUGCCCUUGCUGAUGGAAGGAGGGUUUCACUCAAAAUCUCACGAUACAUGGCCCCAUUCAUUCUUUCCUUUACACGGAUCAGUCGUCCUGGUCCCUUUGCAGAAAAACAGCCUCAAAGCAUGAUGUUUCCAACCCCAUGCUUCACAGUAGGUAUGGUGUUCUUUGGAUGCAACUCAGCAUUCUUUGUCCUCCAAACAUGACGAGUUGAGUUUUUACCAAAAAGUUAUAUUUUGGUUUCAUCUGACCAUAUGACAUUCUCCCAAUCCUCUUCUGGAUCAUCCAAAUGCACUUCAGACGGGCCUGAACAUGUACUGGCUUAAGCAGGGGGACACGUCUCGCACUGCAGGAUUUGAGUCCCUGGCGGCGUAGUGUGUUACUGAUGGUUGGCUUUGUUACUUUGGUCCCAGCUCUCUGCAGGUCAUUCACUAGGUCCCCCCGUGUGGUUCUGGGAUUUUUGCUCACCGUUCUUGUGAUCAUUUUGACCCCACGGGGUGAGAUCUUGCGUGGAGCCCCAGAUCGAGGGAGAUUAUCAGUGGUCUUGUAUGUCUUCCAUUUCCUAAUAAUUGCUCCCACAGUUGAUUUCUUCAAACCAAGCUGCUUACCUAUUGCAGAUUCAGUCUUCCCAGCCUGGUGCAGGUCUACAAUUUUGUUUUUGGUGUCCUUUGACAGCUCUUUGGUCUUGGCCAUUGUGAAGUUUGGAGUGUGACUGUUUGAGGUUGUGGACAGGUGUCUUUUAUACUGAUAACAAGUUCAAACAGGUGCCAUUAAUACAGGUAACGAGUGGAGGACAGAGGAGCCUCUUAAAGAAGAAGUUACAGGUCUGUGAGGGCCAGAAAUCUUGCUUGUUUGUAGGUGACCAAAUACUUAUUUUCCACCAUAAUUUGCAAAUAAAUUCAUUAAAAAUCCUACAAUGGGAUUUUCUGGAUUUUUUUUCCUCAAUUUGUCUGUCAUAGUCGACGUGUACCUAUGAUGAAAAUUACAGGCCUCUCUCAUCUUUUUAAGUGGGAGAACUUGCACAAUUGGUGGCUGACUAAAUACUUUUUUUCCCCACUGUAUAUACUGAGAUCAUGUGACAGAUCAUGUGACACUUAGAUUGCACACAGGUGGACUUUAUUUAACUAAUUAUGUGACUUCUGAAGGUAAUUGGUUGCACCAGAUCUUAUUUAGGGGCUUCAUAGCAAAGGGGGUGAAUACAUAUGCACACACCACUUUUCCGUUAUUUAUUUUUUAGCAUUUUUUGAAACAAAUUAUUUUUUUCAUUUCACUUCACCAAUUUGGACUAUUUUCUGUAUGUCCAUUACAUGAAAUCCAAAUAAAAAUCAAUUUAAAUUACAUGUUGUAAUGCAACAAAAUAGGGAAAACGGUAAGGGGGAUGAAUACUAAUGCAAGGCAAAAGUACUGCAAAUUGAGAAAUCACGUGACUAAACUGAAUAAAAAGAAGAAGAAACUAAACUAUGAAACAAAGAUAAAUGAUUUGGAGCACCUUAAAAUAAAUAUUGGGCAAAAAGGCAAACUCAGCUCCAUCACUCAUUGAAUCAGAUGGCUCAUUCCUCACAAAACCCAUUGAUAUUGCCAACUACUUUAAUGAUUUUUUCAUUGGCAAGAUUAGCAAACAUAGGCAUUACAUGACAGCAACAAACGCUGACACUACACAUCCAAGUAUAUCUGACUAAAUUGUGAAAGACAAGCAUUGAAAGCCAAGUCAACAAACAGAACACCGACCAUUUCGAAUCCCACCGUACCUUCUCCGCUAUGCAAUCCGGUUUCCGAGCUGGUCAUGGGUGCACUUCAGCCACACUCAAGGUCCUAAACGAUAUUAUAACCGCGAUCGAUAAUAGACAGUACUGUGCAGCCGUUUUCAUUGACCUGGCCAAGGCUUUCGACUCUGUCAACCACUGCAUUCUUAUUGGCAGACUAAAUAGCCUUGGUUUCUCAAAUGACUGCCUCGCCUGGUUCACCAACUACUUCUCAGAUAGAGUUCAAUGUGUCAAAUCGGAGGGCCUGUUGUCUGGACCUAUGGCAGUCUCUAUGGGGGUGCCACAGGGUUCAAUUCUUGGGCCGACUCUUUUCUCUGUGUAUAUCAAUGACGUCGCUCUUGCUGCUGGUGACUCUCAGAUCCACCUCUAUGCAGACGACACUAUUUUGUAUACAUCUGGCCCUUCAUUGGACACUGUGUUAACAAACCUCCAAACGAGCUUCAAUGCCAUACAACACUCCUUCAGUAGCCUCCAACUGCUCUUAAACACUAGUAAAACUAAAUGCAUGCUCUUCAACCGAACGCUGCUUGCACCCGCCCACCCGACUAGAAUCACUACUCUCGACGGGUCUGACCUAGAGUAUGUGGACAACUACAAAUAUCUAGGUGUCUGGUUAGACUGUAAACUCCUUCCAGACUCACAUUAAGAAUCUCCAAUCCAAAGUUAAAUCUAGAAUCGGUUUCCUAUUUCGCAACAAAGCCUCCUUCACUCAUGCUGCCAACAUGCCCUCGUAAAACUGACUAUCCUACCGAUCCUUGACUUCGGCGAUGUCAUUUACAAAAUAGCCUCCAGCACUCUACUCAGCAAAUUGGAUGUAGUCUAUCACAGUGCCAUCCGUUUUGUCUCCAAAGCCCCAUAUACUACCCACCACUGUGACCUGUACGCUCUUGUUGGCUGGUCCUCACUACAUAUUCGUCGCCAAACCCACUGGCUCCAGGCCAUCUAUAAAUCACUGCUAGGCAAAUCCCCGCCUUAUCUUAGCUCAUUGGUCACCAUAGCAACACCCACCCAUAGUCUGCGCUCCAGCAGGUAUAUCUCACUGGUCAUCCCCAAAGCCAACACCUCCUUUGGCCGCCAUUCCUUCCAGUUCUCUGCUGCCAAUGACUGGAACAAAUUGCAAAAAUCUCUGAAGCUGGAGACACUUAUCUCCCUCACUAACUUUAAGCAUCAGUUGUCAGAGCACCUUACCGAUCACUGCACCUGUACACAGCCCAUCUGAAAUUAGCCCGCCCAACUACCUCAUCCCUAUAUUGUUAUUUAUUUUGCUCAUUUGUACCCCAGUAUCUCUAUUUGCACAUCAUCUCUUGCACAUCUAUCAUUCCAGUGUUAAUACUAAUUGUAAUUAUUUUGCACUAUAGCCUAUUUAUUGCCUUACCUCCAUAACUUGCUACAUUUGCACACACUGUAUAUAUAUUUAUUUCUGUUGUAUUUUUGACUUUGUUUUGUUUUACCCCAUAUGUAACUCUGUGUUGUUUUUAUCGCACUGCUUUGCUUUAUCUUGGCCAGGUCGCAGUUGUAAAUGAGAACUUGUUCUCAACUAUAAAAAUUUGUUAUUUUGAAUUCCGUAAAGUAAGUGUGGAAGAGGUAAAAAAAUGAUUGUUGUCUAUCAACAAUGACAAGCCACCAGGGUCUGACAACUUGAAUGGAAAAUUACUGAGGAUAAUAGUGGAUGAUAUUGCGACUCCUAUUUGCCAUAUCUUCAAUCUAAGCCUAUUAGAAAGUGUGUGCCCUCAGGCCUGGAGGGAAGCAAAAGUCAUUUCGCUACCUAAGAUUAGUAAAGCCCCCUUUACUGGCUCAAAUAGCCGACCAAUCAGCCUGUUACCAACCCUUAGUAAACUACUGGAAAAAAGUGUUUUUUGUCCAGAUACAAUGCUAUUUUACAGUAAACAAAUUGACAACAGACUUUUAGCACGCUUAUAGGGAAGGACAUUCAACAAGCACAGCACUUACACAAAUGACUGAUGAUUGGCUGAGAGAAAUUGAUGAUAAAAAUAUUGUGGGGGCUGUUUUGUUAGGAUUCAGUGUGGCUUUUGACGUUUUCGAUCAUAGUCUGCUGCUGGAAAAACGUAUGUGUUAUGGCUUUACACCCCCUGCUAUAUUCUGGAUAAAGAGUUACCUGUCUAACAGAACACAGAGGGUGUUCUUUAAUGGAAGCCUCUCCAACAUAAUCCAGGUAGAAUCAGGAAUUCCCCAGGGCAGUUGCUUAAGCCCCUUACUUUUUUCAAUAUUUACUAAUGACAUGCCACUGGCUUUGAAUAAAGUGUGUCUAUGUAUGCGGAUGACUCAAACUAUACACGUCAGCUACUACAGCAACUGAAAUAACUGCAACACUUAACAAAGAGUUGCAGUUAGUUUCGGAAUGGGUGGCAAGGAAUAAGUUAGUCCUGAAUAUUUCCAAUACUAAAAGCAUUGUAUUUGGGUCAAAUCAUUCACUAAACCCCAACUACAUCUCGUAAUGAAUAAUGUGGAAAUUGAGCAAGUUGAGGAGUAACCCUGGAUUGUAAACUGUCAUGGUCAAAACAUAUUGAUACAACAGUAGCUAAGAUGGGGACAAGUCUGUCCAUAAUAAAGCGCUGCUCUGCCUUCUUAACAGCACUAUCAACAAGGUAGGUCCCAAAGGCCCUAGUUUUGCCACACCUGGACUACUAUUCAGUCGUGUGGUCAGAUGCCACAAACAGGGACUUAGGAAAAUUGCAAUUGGCUCAGAACAGGGCAGCACGGCUGGCCCUUGGAUGUACAAAGAGAGCUAACAUUAAUAAUAUGCAUGUCAAUCUGUCCCGUGUGGCUCAGUUGGUAGAGCAUGGCGCUUGCAACGCCAGGGUUGUGGGUUCGAUUUCCACGGGGGACCAGUAUGGGAAAAAAGUAUGAAAAUGUGUGCACUCACUACUGUAAGUCGCACUGCAUAAGAGUGUCUGCUAAAUGACUAAAAUGUAAAUGUAAACUCUCCUGGCUCAAAGUGGAGGAGAGAUGAACUUAAUCACUACUUGUAUUUGUGAGAGGUAUUGACAAGUGGAAUGCACCAAGCUGUCUGUUUGAACUACUGGCACACAGCUUGGACACCCACGCAUACCCCAAAAGACAUGCUACCAGAAGUAUCUUCACAUUCCCCAAGUCCAGAACAGACUAGUACUACAUAGAGCCAUGACUACAUGGAACUCUAUUCCACAUCAAGUAAGAGAUGGACGCAGUAGAAUCAGAUUUAAAAAAUAACUAAUACACCUUAUGGAACAGCGGGGACUUUGAAGAGACACAAACACAGGCACAGACACACAUACACAUGAUAAGACACGCACUCUACACACACGUACACAUGGAUUUUGUUUUGUAGAUAUGUGGUAGUAGAGUAGGGGUCUGAGGGCACAUACUUAAUGUGUUGAGAAAUCUGCUGUGAAUGUAUUGUAAUGUUUUUAAAAUUGUAUAAACUGCCUCAGGAAGAGCAGCUGCUGCCUUGGCAGGAACUAAUGGGGAUCCAUAAUAAAUACAAAUACCAUGUUCAGGUUUAUUGUCCUCAAAAACAUUGGGAGUCAAGGAAAAUGUUGUAUAAUCAUUGAAGAGAAUUCUAUCAAGUUUGUAGAAGCUUAACUUUAGUCAAUGAUCAAAUGUUGAUGUUGGAUUGAGAAGUAAGGCUGUAACACUGGGAUAUUUAAUUGACCUUUGACUCUGUCCACAGGUCCGUUCCCUUGUGACAUCUGUGGCCGCCAGUUCAACGACACGGGUAACAGGAAGAGACACAUUGAAUGUACACAUGGGGGCAAGAGAAAAUGGACCUGCUUCAUCUGUGGGAAGUCGGUGAGGGAGAGGUAGGAUUGUCAAAACUUUUUUUGGGGUUGUGGGAAAAGUCAAUUCAAAUGUAAUCAUAAAACAAGUAAUAAAAAGCCUAAAAUAAACAGCAGUGCUUAGAAUACUGCACAUAUACGUGUGAUUACAUUGAACUUCUAUGUUUUUAUACACAACAACUACUAAUGUUAAAACUUUUAACGAAACUUUUAACCAACUUGUUUUUAACAGUACUUUUUGGUGGCGGUCUCUCACUGCUCACAUGGUAACAAUCUCAACUUUAGUGACUGGUCUACUAUCAGUCUAACUCCAUUGAUUGUAAUGUUGUUGUUUUUUAUGUCCGUAGGACAACGUUGAGAGAACAUAUGCGGAUUCACAGUGGAGAGAAACCUCACCUCUGCAGUAUCUGUGGACAGAGUUUCCGCCACGGCAGCUCUUAUAGGUCAAUAUGCUUGGGCAGUUCAUAACAUACCUAGUUCUUAUUGGCUAUCACCUGUGGGUGGAGUCCCAUGUUCAGCAGGUUUCUAUUGGGUCGUUUUUGUCUUCUCCAGAGAAAAUACUUUUGUCAUAAUUUAGUACAAAAUAAAUACAAUGUUUGCCUGUUUUAAUUGCAUAUUAAACAUUUCUUAACUUUAACCCCAAACUCUAUUCUGAUAGGCUUCAUCUUCGAGUCCACCACGACGACAAGCGCUACGAGUGUGACGAAUGCGGAAAGACGUUCAUACGCCACGACCAUCUGACCAAACACCAGAAAAUACACUCGGGUACGGUAUACACACCUUCCGUGUUAUGUUCCGUAGCUAUGCAAAAGAGAGUAAAAUGCUCCCCUGGGUUAGUUGUUCAUACAUGGUCCUGGGCCUGUUUGGAUGUUUUUAUGCUGCAUAUGAAUUGUCUUACAGGACAAUAAUUGAAUUGAAUCUCCCUUGGAUGUUAUCAGGGGAGAAAGCCCACCAGUGCGAGGAAUGUGGAAAGUGUUUCAGGCGCCAUGAUCACCUGACCGUCCAUUACAAAAGUGUCCACCUGGGAGAGAAGGUGUGGCAGAAGUAAGUGGUCCGGAUGGUGGAUGGAGAUGGAGGGAAUGGGCGCGUUCCAGGUUGACUACAUUGCAGAUGCAUGUCAGAUCUCACACCGCGGCUGACUACAUUGCAGAUGCAUGUCAGAUCUCACACCGCGGCUGACUACAUUGCAGAUGCAUGUCAGAUCUCACAACGCGGCUGAAUACAUUGCAGAUGCAUGUCAGAUCUCAAAACGACUGAAUAGGUGUUUAACAUAUCAGCUAACCACAUCAUAUGAUAUAUUAAAAAAAUAAAAAAAUGUAUGCACUCACUAACUGUAAGUCGCUCUGGAUAAGAGCGUCUGCUAAAUGACUAAAAUGUAAAUGUAAAUAUAGCAAUCUGAUGACGUGGCAUGCAACCAUUGGUUGAUGAAAUGUAACAUCUGCAAUGUAGUCAGCCUGGAACGUGACCAUUAUGUUCUAGAUUUAAAGUGUCAGUCUGGGCUUAGACACACCAGGGCACCAAAGGGAUUUUUUAUUAUAUGAUCAAGCAAAUAGGCAGAAUGAACAGCAAUGGACCAAUAACAAUUGCAUUGUCAGCACACGUCCAACAGAUUUUCACAUGAUAUUCAAUAAAACAAAGUCAAUUCAUAGAACAUGCACAGGGAACAACUUGACGUCCAUAUCUUGACAGUCAAAUACAUACAGUCACAUAGGUUAGUCACAUUUAUACCAAAAACUAUGUUGAAAAUCUAUUUUUGGUUUCAACUUCUUGUGCUCGCUGUCGCUGGUAUAAUUACAAUUACCAUAUUGAACAAACCCAGUGUUUGUCCAAUGAAAGUAUUUUUGGCUGACAAAGACCAUGCGUAAUGGGAUUUAGUAACCGAAAAAUACUUAGCUUUUUUUCUGUUACAGAUGAUCUUCUAUGGUGUCUAGUUGACUAUUUGUGAAUCCAGGCUCUGUCGUAGCCGGCCGCGACCGGGAGACCCAUGGGGCGGCGCGCAAUUGGCCCAGCGUCGUCCAGGGUAGGGGAGGGAAUGGCCGGCAGGGAUGUAGCUCAGUUGAUAGAGCAUGGCGUUUGCAACGCCAGGGUUGCGGGUUCGAUUCCCACAGGGGGUAGGAAAAAAAAUAAUGUAUGCAUUCACUAACUGUAAGUCGCUCUGGAUAAGAGCGUCUGCUAAAUGACUAAAAUGUAAAUGUAAAUGUGAAAAGACUAAGCAUUGGGAAAACUUGUGUGGAUUCUAUAGGUAUAAAACAGCUGUGCAUCAGUGUGAGGUUUGUAAGAAGGAGUUCAAAGGGAAGUCCAGUCUGGAAAUGCACUUCAGGACACAUUCAGGUAAGAUGACAAUAAAAGCUGUGAAUGUCUGUUUGACUGGCAGCGUACCUUUCUUUUCACAUCAACCCUUUAUUGACAUGUUAAUCCAGAACAAAUGUAUUUGGUGGACAUAGAUGUCCAAUAAAUACAGUGGGGAGAACAAGUAUUUGAUACACUGCCGAUUUUGCAGGUUUUCCUACUUACAAAGCAUGUAGAGGUCUGUAAUUUUUUAUCAUAGGUACACUUCAACUGUGAGAGACGGAAUCUAAAACAAAAAUCCAGAAAAUCACGUUGUAUGAUUUUUAAGUAAUUAAUUUGCAUUUUAUUGCAUGACAUAAGUAUUUGAUCACCUACCAACCAGUAAGAAUUCCGUCUCUCACAGACCUGUUAGUUUUUCUUUAAGAAGCCCUCCUGUUCUCCACUCAUUACCUGUAUUAACUGCACCUGUUUGAACUCGUUACCUGUAUAAAAGACACCUGCCCACACACUCAAUCAAACAGACUCCAACCUCUCCACAAUGGCCAAGACCAGAGAGCUGUGUAAGGACAUCAGGGAUAAAAUUGUAGACCUGCACAAGGCUGGGAUGGGCUACAGGACAAUAGGCAAGCAGCUUGGUGAGAAGGCAACAACUGUUGGCGCAAUUAUUAGAAAAUGGAAGAAGUUCAAGAUGACAGUCAAUCACCCUCGGUCUGGGGCUCCAUGCAAGAUCUCACCUCGUGGUGCAUCAAUGAUCAUGAGGAAGGUGAGGGAUCAGCCCAGAACUACACGGCAGGACCUGGUCAAUGACCUGAAGAGAGCUGGGACCACAAUCUCAAAGAAAACCAUUAGUAACACACUACGCCGUCAUGGAUUAAAAUCCUGCAGCGCACGCAAGGUCCCCCUGCUCAAGCCAGCGCAUGUCCAGGCUCGUCUGAAGUUUGCCAAUGACCAUCUGGAUGAUCCAGAGGAGGAAUGGGAGAAGGUCAUGUGGUCUGAUGAGACAAAAAUAGAGCUUUUUGGUCUAAACUCCACUCGCCGUGUUUGGAGGAAGAAGAAGGAUGAGUACAACCCCAAGAACACCAUCACAACCGUGAAGCAUGGAGGUGGAAACAUCAUUCUUUGGGGAUGCUUUUCUGCAAAGGGGACAGGACGACUGCACCGUAUUGAGGGGAGGAUGGAUGGGGCCAUGUAUCACGAGAUCUUGGCCAACAACCUCCUUCCCUCAGUAAGAGCAUUGAAGAUGGGUCGUGGCUGGGUCUUCCAGCAUGACAACGACCCGAAACACACAGCCAGGGCAACUAAGGAGUGGCUCCGUAAGAAGCAUCUCAAGGUCCUGGAGUGGCCUAGCCAGUCUCCAGAUCUGAACCCAAUAGAAAAUCUUUGGAGGGAGCUGAAAGUCCGUAUUGCCCAGCGACAGUCCCGAAACCUGAAGGAUAUGGAGAAGGUCUGUAUGGAGGAGUGGGCCAAAAUCCCUGCUGCAGUGUGUGCAAACCUGGUCAAGACCUACAGGAAACAUAUAAUCUCUGUAAUUGCAAACAAAGGUUUCUGUACCAAAUAUUAAGUUCUGCUUUUCUGAUGUAUCAAAUACUUAUGUCAUGCAAUAAAAUGCAAAUUAAUUACUUAAAAAUCAUACAACGUGAUUUUCUGGAUUUUUGUUUUAGAUUCCGUCUCUCACAGUUGAAGUGUACCUAUGAUAAAAAUUACAGACCUCUACAUGCUUUGUAAGUAGGAAAACCUGCAAAAUCGGCAGUGUAUCAAAUACUUGUUCUCCCCACUGUAGAUGAUAGGUCUGGCAGGUAGCAUACCGACCUGCUUUAAUUUCCUAGAUAAUUAACAGACGGUGUAUUAGACCAGCAGCCAUCAAACUAUACACACGCUUCAAUAAAUGUAUAUUUUUGAUCCGUUUUUUUAUAAAGGUUUUUCAGUAUUUUACAGGCAAAGGGCCACAACAAACAACAAAACCUCUACCUACCCCUUCUCCUCUCCUCUCCCUCCCCCCUCUCCUCUACCCCCCUCUCCUCUCCCUCCCCCCCCUCUCCUCUCCCUCCCCCCCACAUCUCCUCUACUCCCUCCCCCCCUCCUCUCCUUCCCCCCUCUCCUCUCCCUCCCCCCUCUCCUCUACCUCCCUCCCCCCUUUCCUCUCCUCUCCCUCCCCCCUCUCCUUUCCGCCCCCUCUCCUAUACCCUCUCCCCCUCUUCCUCUACCUCCUCCCUCCCCUCCGCUCCCUCCCCCCUCUCCUCUCCCUCCCCCCUCUCCUCUACCUCCCUCCCCCCUUUCCUCUCCUCUCCCUCCCCCCUCUCCUUUCCCUCCCCCUCUCCUAUACCUCCCUCCCCCUCUCCUCUACCUCCUCCCACCCCCUCUCCCUCUCUCCCUUCCCCUCUCUUCAUUCUACCGCCCUCCCUCCUCUACCUCUACCCCCCCCCACCUCUCCCUCUCUCCUCUACCUCCCCCCCUCCCCUUUUUAUCCUCUAUUCUGUAAUAAUGUAUGUCCAACUAACUUCCGUCAUGUCUUCUGCAAGGUGAGAAACCUUACAGAUGCCCCGUGUGCCAACAGACGUUCCGCAUCAAGAAGACCCUCACCAAGCACAUGGUGAUCCACUCGGACGCCCGCCCCUUUAACUGCCCGCACUGCAGUGCCACCUUUAAAAGGAAAGACAAGCUGAAGUACCAUAGGGACCAUGUACACAGCGCUAAGUACACUGAGCAGCAGCAGCCUCUGGUAGUGCUGACAGAGGACAAGAUGGUGACUCUGCCCUAUAAUACCCACGGCCCCUCCAAGGUGUACCGGGCUGAACCAAAGACCGUUCUCCAGAACGUCCCCUCCGACGUGUGUGUGCCUGUCACGCUGGUGCCCGUCCAGAUGUCCAGGGUGGUCCCGGGGGUACAGGGUGACCUGGGGGGACAUGUAACCUGCCCGCCCCAGGGCCAGGGGCAGCAGCAGACAGCUGGAGGGUACCAGAAUGCCACGGAGCUGGCGUUCCUGGAGAAGUACACGCUUACCCCCCAGCCGGCCAACAUUGUGCACCCGGUGCGGCCCGACCAGAUGUUGGACCCCAGGGAUCAGUCUUACCUGGGCACCCUGCUGGGCCUGGACUCUGCCACCCCUGUCCAGAACAUCUCUAACUCGGACCACGUCGCCCACUGA
This is a messenger RNA of Coregonus sp. 'balchen', 18970 nucleotides long. Lineage: Eukaryota; Metazoa; Chordata; Actinopteri; Salmoniformes; Salmonidae. The record is from the annotation of a GenBank genome assembly.